UUCCUCAGUUGAAUCGGGACGAAGAUUUGGCACCACGCCGAUUGACUCAACAACGGACAGAACGUUACAGCUCCGAGAUCGAACAGAACUUGCGCCAAUGGCUCGUAAACCACUCACGUCGCGUCCUCUUGACCUAGUGUACUUCGCUUUCUUUGUGACACACAUAUUCGCGUCACUAUUCAUGGAUUUUCAACCCUUAUACCCCUCAGCCCUCGUUCCUGGUCCAGUUCGUCAAUUCGCAGAGUGGUACAUCAAGACCUCCGGUGACCCUCUCAUGAAAGUAAUGUUUGGUUCCGAAUCAUUGGUCUGGUUCAAGAGCUUCAUCUUUCUCGAAGUAACGUUUCAAUUCCCGACAUUCUUCAUCGCUGCAAGGAGCCUCUGGAACGAUUCUAAGAACAACUGCGUGCUCAUGCUUGUCUACGCGGCCUCGACCACAACGACUGUUUGGCCCUGUGUCACGACAAUCCUGGCGACUCCAGGCCCCUCGGCGGCAGCUCUCGCAGCUGGCGUCACCACUCUUACCUUCGAACAGCGGACGAUGCUUCUCUCGAGCUACGUGCCCUUCCUGCUGGUUCCUUUGGUAAUGACCGUAGACAUGGCUUUGCGCCUGCAACGGUUGUCAUCAGAAGCUAUCGCGACACGGGAAGCUAUGAAGGCGAAAUAGACUUUGCGGUGUCUGUUCUAUUACUUUGGGGCCAUACAUUACUACGACAUAAAUGCGCCAAAAAAGCUUUCCAGAGCAACCGCGUCUUGCAGCGGAGCGACCAAGCCCACGUAACCGUCCGGUCGAACACAAACAAUAGCCCCCGCGAUGGGAUCUAUGCCAAAUUCGGAGUAGACAGUGCCGCCCUGCGUGCCCCGCAAGUCCGGCCUGUCGAUGAAGACCCUGUGUCCAGUCGGCUAGAUGUCUCGAGCUACAGAUGAGCACGCACUUGGUCCAAUGGGGUCUGAGAACAGCGGGCAGAUCCAUGAAUGUAAACCAGCGGGUGCGGAAGACGAUAGAAUUGACAUCAUGUCGACUCUCUCGCGGUAUCGAUUAAAGAGAGCUUCAAGUUGGGGGGCGACCUUGUCUAAAAGUUCUCCGUCUCCCCCGAAUACUAUGGUCUUGAAUAGAGUGUCGGACGGCAGCAUGUCCUGCAGCUGUACUGGUCUGGAAUCCGCUGCUCGAAGCAACAUCUGCGGAGGCAUACGUUGGCCAACCACGACGUUCUUAGCACAUUCCUGUCUGGUAACGUCCACAAUCGUCGAUCCGCCGUAAUGAAUUCCGAUACCACUCGUAAAUCCGCCAAAUUUCUGGAAAAUCUUGAGAAAUUCUUCGUGGGAGACACCGUCUUGGUUUUCCUCCGUGCGCGGCUUGCCAGAGAAGAGCUGAGCAAAUUGGAUUCGAAGAUUGAAUUGAUGAGGUCCUGAGCGUAUGAUCUUCUUUCGAAUUCGUACUGAUCAUGAGGGCGAAGCACGGAGAUGGAGAUGGGAGUGCGUACUGUCUUCAACAGGGACAAACGGCCAGCCGCGGAGGACGUAGACAAGCUUCCAAGCUGUCGUGCUGGUGAGCACUGAGUUGCAUGGGUAAUAGAUCAAACGGACCGAGAUUGUGCGUGUCAUUCAUGCUC
Mycena citricolor is the source of this 1610-nucleotide messenger RNA. Lineage: Eukaryota; Fungi; Basidiomycota; Agaricomycetes; Agaricales; Mycenaceae. The record is from the annotation of a GenBank genome assembly.